Molecule: messenger RNA, 2631 nt
Organism: Myiozetetes cayanensis
Lineage: Eukaryota; Metazoa; Chordata; Aves; Passeriformes; Tyrannidae
Product: collagen alpha-1(I) chain-like
Exons: 2
Coding region: 1-2631 (876 amino acids)
Source: RefSeq, a predicted model, not a curated record
AUGCGGCCCCGGUGCCGGCAGGGCUCGCACCGGCCCCCCCGGCCGCGCCAGCCGCCACAGCCUGGCCAAGCACAGCCCACGCUGCACGUCCCUCCUGUGGUGGCCCGUGGCCCCACGCCAAACACUGCCGCCAGAGCCCGGCGACAGCCGCGGGGCUGGGAGCGGGCGCCCCGAGGCUGCACCAGGACCUCGGAGGAAGUAGCAGACACUCGCGAAGUGCAUUCACUCGGGGCCAGCGGGUGCCCCAGCCCCGGAGUGAGGGUCUCAGCUCACGGAGUGGCCGUGCCUGCCCUGCAGCCGUGGAUCCCGCCUGGAAGUACGGAGCGGGUGGGCAGAGACGCCCGCGGGCACCUGCGAGAACCGGUGGAGGCCCAUCAUCCCUCCGCGCUGUCCCUGGCAGAACUGACGGGGGGUCAGAAAUCAACCCCACAUGUGAUGCGGAGCGGGUACCCGCCCCGCGAAGCCUUGGGAGGCCCGGGGACGGACACGUGGGGUACACGGAUGAGACUAAACUCGGCUCCAGCCCGGGGGCAGCAGAGGCGGGGGGCGCUGGGCAACCCCUCCCCGUGGCUUUCGCCCGGCCACCGCCCGAGCAGCCAGAGCGCAGACCUGUCCGAUGUGCCCAACGGGCCGGGCAGCAGCCCAGGGGAGAGGCAAGAGAGUCCGCCCCCGUGUCCCCCGGGCGCCCGCAGCGGGGUCCCGCCUCUCCCUGCCCAAACAGGGAACCCCAUCCCCGCCGCGGCUCCCAGCGCUUCCCGCCGCCGGGCCGUGCUCGGCACCCCGGGUAUUGCCGAGGGGUGGGCGGCGAAGCGGGUUCCCCCCGUCCCCCCCGCAGUCCCGGUACGAGCCACCGCCGAGGUCCGGGGCCGCCGGCAGGCUGGGGCGGGCGCUGUCGCCCGCCGCCCCGGCCCGCACUCACCGUGCCCGCGGCGGGGACCAUCCCCCGGGCCGCCGCUGCCCCGCAUCUCCUCCGCUCCCCGCCGCCCCCCGCCGCCCGCCGCCGCCGCGCCGGCGGCGGGCGCUGGCGGGGGCCGGCGCUGCCCCGCCGGCACCGACUCCUGCCGCUGCUCCCGGUGCCGUUCCCGCUGUGCCUUGGGGUACGGGUCCCGGUCCCGCUGCGCCUCGCGGUGCGGUGCCGCCGGCGGCGGGCGGACGCACAGUGCGGGGCAGCGACGGCUCCAUCCUGCUGCCGUCGCCGCUACCGGUGUCAAAUUCCAGCCGCCGUCACCUGACCGGCGGGGCGGGCACCGGCACCGAUACCGGGACCCCGAUUCGAACUGGCACCAGAAUACCAGCCGCCAUCCCGACACGCACCGCAGCGGCACCGGGCCUCCGACCCGCACAGGCGCCGAGACUGCCCCGGGAGCAGGACGGCACCGGGAUACCGCCAGCAGCAGGAGCCGCAGCCCGACCCGCUUCAGCACCGGCUCUCGCCGGCACUCGCACCGCCGCCGAGCUCCUGCGGAAACUCGCACCCCGCCGGGAACGGCACCGGGACCCCCGGCGGCACCCGACCCCCGCUACCGCCACCCGCACGCCGGCCGACCCCCGGGCAGGCGGACGGGCAGGUGGUCCCGCAGCCCGGCCGGCCAGACGCCCCGUCAGCGGGGCUCCCUGCCCCGACAGCCCCGUCACAGCGCAGGCAGGACGGGCACACGAACACCCCCGGGGAAGCGUUCAGCCCUUCCCGGAGCGCUCCGGGAGCAGAGCCCCACGGGGACCCCGCGCCCGGCGUCGGAGGGCAGCGCCGCACACAUGGGGACCCGCCGGGGAUGGGGUGGACGGCAGGGUCGCGGCCAUCCCGGCCUCGGUGGGACCGUCCGGCGUCCCACGCACCCCGAGCCGCCGCGGGCCACCCGUGUGCCUGGCGCUCGCGUCCGGCCGCGCCGGAGGAGGAGUCCGGCCUCCCCGCCCGCCCGCGCCCUGCGCUCCGGUCCUCCCCGGCGGGGCCGCCCGCCGCCGGGCUGCUUACCUCUGCCGUCGCCCUGCCUCCCUCCGCCGGGGCCGCCGCUGGCCCCGGGGACAUGGGGGCCGUCUGGCGAGUCGAGCCGAGCCCGUGCGAGUCCUUACGUCACGGCCCGGGGCCCUCCGCGUCCAUCCCGGGGCUCUCGAGUGCUCCUUUGCGAACGUGCCAAAUCCCGGGGCCGCCUCCGCUCAGCCCCGCUUCACACGUGCUCCCCUGGCCGGAGCCGGUCGCCAGGACGCGCCCCGGGCCGGGCGAGCCCCCCGGGGCCUGCCCUCAUGGCCGCGGGGUUGGAGGGCGGCCGGGGGGACUGCGCGGCCCGGGGGUGCCGCGGGCCGUGUCACCUGCCCCGGCCGAGCUCCGCCGCAGCUCCCCGGCCUUACGCAACUCCCCGGCUGGAGCGGGGCCAGCGGCUCGGUCGCCGGCUGUGCCGCGGCUGCACGCCGGGCCCCAGGUGGCCCGUGGGGUCUGCCCCGAGCCCGGGCACCCCGCGUGGCUUUAACCUCCUCCCCGCCGCCCGGCAGCCCGCGCCCCGCGGUCCCGCGGCGGGGGCGGACGGCCGCGCCUGCAGACACCUGCGGAGCCGCCGCCUCGUCUGCGCUCAUCUCCUCGGAUUAUCCAGCGCGGGGGUGACAACUCCCGCGUCCUCCUGCGGCAUCACCUGCUAG